Molecule: messenger RNA, 1117 nt
Organism: Bombus terrestris (buff-tailed bumblebee)
Lineage: Eukaryota; Metazoa; Arthropoda; Insecta; Hymenoptera; Apidae
Exons: 5
Coding region: 494-1009 (171 amino acids)
Source: RefSeq, a predicted model, not a curated record
UUUCCUCAUCCUGGCUUUACAUUUUACUCUUGUGAUUAUUAUCUGAAAUAUUUUAGCAUCCCUCAGCAUAUUUCAAGUAUAAUUAAUGUAUCAGGCGACUAAUCGCUAUCAGGAAGUAGGAAGCAGGAAGUAUUCCGUGAUUGCAUAUACGUUUGACCGUGGUGUUUUGAUUUCAAGCGCAUUCAAAUGAGUGGUAGAAAGAUAUGCAAUUAAGUCAGUUAAUGAGACCAAGGAAUUGCAUCGAAAUAAAGCAGCGCGUUGUCCGGGUUAGAAUAGAAUGGAAAUCCUGUAUUACGUAACCAUUUCAUCAAGCAUAUACGGUAUUUGCAGGAAUAGAGAAAUGUAACCCGAUAGUGAAGGUGUCGAAUAGGAUUUCGCGUGAUAGUGGGGUUGCUUGUCCCUUGUAGAACAGUAUAUAAAGUGUCUACGCUAAGAAUUUCUCUCGAGUUGGUCUUUUAUUCGACACGUACUCGUAUACACCGAACAAGGGGACAUGGAAAAAAUCAUUGUAAUUUUAACGAUCGUUUCCUCCUGCUGCGCUGGGGAAUUAGGAUUUGGCGAUCAUGGAUUAAGUUUGGGGGAAAUUGCCGUGGGUCACGGCGAAGAAGAAAUUGGUUUAGAUUUAGGUGAAUUAGGUGGAUCAGAGCACGAGAUCGGUCUAGGAGGUCACGGAGAAGGUGGACACUUCAUACCCUCUGUGAAAACAAUUGGAAUACCAGUCCCUAAGAAGGUUCCUCUGCUGAUACCUCAACUGCAGGUUCAACAUAUUCCACAGAGUUAUCCAGUUCCAGUGUUCGUACAGAAACCUGUUCCAUAUCCGGUGGAGAAGCAAGUAUUUUCGAAGGUGGAGAAGAAAGUACCCACGCCCGUCGAAAAAAUCAUUCCAGUGAAAAUUGAGAAGCCUGUUCCAUUCACUAUAGUGAAACAUAUUCCUGUUCCAGUGGCGAAGCCUAUUCCAAUUAAGAUUCCAAUUUACAAAACAGUAGUGCACAGCUCCAAGAGCCAUUAAGUCUGUGAAAUUGGCGUUGUUGAUUGUUCUUGUUUUAAUCGUUGCGGCAGAAGUGCGUCGUUGAAAUUACAGUUUCUACGUGUUUUAUAUUUAUAUUGUUUUGUUAUA